Molecule: messenger RNA, 2136 nt
Organism: Naegleria fowleri
Lineage: Eukaryota; Heterolobosea; Eutetramitea; Acrasida; Naegleriidae
Exons: 2
Coding region: 1-2136 (711 amino acids)
Source: RefSeq, a predicted model, not a curated record
AUGUUUCAAGUCAAUCGGGUGAGCUCGGAAAAGGACUCUCAACAGAAUUCAGCAUCCAAACACAUAUCGGAUGAACAUCAAGAUUUCAUGAAUGAAAGUCUUUUACGUGUUAAUGAAGAACAUGGUGAUGAUGUAAUUUUUGUAAAAUCCAAUUCAAUAUUAAACCUCGGAAAUGAUAUCAAGAAGGAAUUCUCAUCUUCAUCACCCACAUAUCCAUCAUCAUCAUCUUUAACAAUUCCUCCUGAAUUUUCUCAUGGAGAAUUGGACGACCUUGAACGAAAAUGUGUCCGAGUAAAACGUUCGGGAGUUGAAAAAUCAUGUUUUCUUAGAUUCUAUUUUAGAGAUGAACGAAUUUUCAAACACAGCACCUCUCCGAUUAGCUAUUUUGUUCCUUGCGACCAGAAAUUACAAAUUUUCAUCUAUUCUCAAUUAUUACAGAAUUUUUACUUGAGGGGAAGCUUUUCUGGAAAACAGAAUCAAUUGCCUUGGAUUGAUUGGAAUUGUGAAGUGUUUGAAAUUAUACCAAUGUUUUUGUAUCCAAAACGAAUGGUUUCUCUAUGUCUACAAUGUUUUGAGGAAUACAAGAAAGGUCAAUCUUUAUUGAUGUUUGAUCACUUGUUGAAACAUUUUCACGAAGAGAGUGUUGUCCAUUCCACUACCACUCCAUCGACGAGUAAGAAACGACAGAAGCAACAUCAGCAACAACACCAUCAACAUUCAGAGAAUGACUGUGAGCAUCACUGUCAUCCUCCUCACGACCUUAUACAUACUCUAGUUUUUAAUCGAAGACGACUGAAAAGAAUGAUGGAACCUCAUUGGACAGUUCCAAAAAUCAGACACACUGAAAACAGUUCAAAAGCCAUACGAGUGAGCGCCUAUAUUGAGCGGCUCUAUCUUUACCUUAAACAUUUAUUUGCAGAAAAAGAAUAUAGCAAAGCAGAGACCAUUUGUAAUUCUAUAUUGUUGCUUUUUGCAACUCAUGGACAAUACUUUAGCAAAAAGAUUUCAGGAUACUUUCCAGCCAUGUGGAUGGAGAGAGAAGAAUUACUUAUCACUCACACCAAAGUGGGAAUGGCCAAUGCCUUUAUGAGAGGUCAUACCUCGCUGUUGGAGAAAACAUUGACGAGCAAAUCAGGAGCAAGAGCAUUUACUAAUACGAAAAUAUUCUCGGAUCAAGCUCACUUAACAUCUUCGUUGCAAGUGGCCUUCUUUCUAUUUCGAUUUGUUAAGGAAGAAAAGAGUUUUGCCUUGUUGAACAAACUGACCCUGAGUUGGGUCAUUUCAUCCUUUUGUCAAGGAUAUCACGAUAUUUUGACGACACGACACUCAGAAUCGUAUAAGGGAAUUGAAUUGGAAACUUUUGAAAAGUUAUUGUUUCGCCUUCCUGGGUUUAUUCAUAAUCAUGAUUUUUUGGACUUUCUUUGCGAGUGUGCACUGAGACAAUCAAAAAUUUCUCUCGUGAGAGAAUAUUAUGCAAGGUUUUAUGAACAUGCACCAGAUGAUAUUUAUGCCAAAAUCAAAUAUAUGAAGGCUCUCAUGUGCUUAUUUAAGGAAGAAGAGAAGCACGUGAUUGUAGCACUCGCAUUGGAAAUUAUUGAGCAGGAUCCUCUUUCAACCAUAGCUGAGAAAGUAUUUAAUCAAUUUUGCUUGGAAAAUUCAAAACCUGCCAUCAAAGUGUCACUGAACACGAGUCAAAUGUUGGUCAUUAUGAAAUCAGAAUGGAAAUGUGUGGAACGAGAUUUCGAAUUGGACUCUCCAUGGCGACUUCUUGUGAAAUGCAUCUUGCAUUGUUGUAAAUCAUAUCCAAGCAAUCAUUUAAAGAAGUUGAUUCACGAAUUCAGAGAAUUCACCCUGCCUGCUUUAGAAUUUAUGGACAUGUGCACCUCGUUAGUGAAUCAUUUGAAAAAGAGAAUCAAAAAUCCCUCCACCAAAUCUUCAGAAAAGAAAAAAGAUCAAAAUAUGUUAUUGGUUUUGUUUACCAUCGGUUUCACCCCUAGAGUAGAGCAUGAAAAUAAUGGCUACCUGUCACAAGCAGAUUUUUCUAUUCUGAAAGACGAGUUAUGGAGUUCGUAUGAAGAUAGAACCUACAUAAAAGCAUGCGAAAUAAUAGAUCGAGCAUUGAGGGCUGAGGAGUGA